AUGCAGCAUGCUUCUGAGUUAACCCGAAAGUAGGCCGUACCUGUGUUGAAUGAAUGCUGUAAAACGAUUUUUUCUUUUAGGGUACAGCUCGUUCAAGUACAUCGGUAUUGUCCACGUUGGCACUAGGCUGUUUUCUAAUUCACGAAUAACAGCGAAAAACCUCUCAAGUAACUGGGGAGCUAAGAAAAUUAAAAAGUUUAAAUUAGCUUUUGCUAGAACAAUGACUGAUCCAAAAGUAAACGAAAUCUUAGAUCCUUUGCGAAAGUCAGUUAAGGAGCAGGGCGAUAUUGUGCGAAGCUUGAAAGAAAAUGGUGCAGCUGAACUAGAUGUCAAGAAAGCUAUUAAUGAAUUGAAAGCAAGGAAAAAAAUGUUGGAAGAUAAGGAGUUGGAACUUGCCCCACCCGAGGUUGGUUUUGAUCGAGUCAAGAUGGAAGAUUUAUUGAAACGUCGGUUCUAUUUUGACCAGUCAUUUUCAAUUUAUGGAGGUAUUGCGGGACAGUUUGACUUUGGUCCAAUGGGGUGUGCUAUGAAAACCAACAUGUUAAAUGCUUGGCGUAGUCACUUUGUCUUAGAAGAACAGAUGUUGGAAGUGGACUGCACCAUGUUGACUCCUGAACCCGUUCUUAAAGCUUCUGGUCACGUUGAUCGUUUUGCUGAUCUAAUGGUGAAAGAUGUGAAAAAUGGAGAAUGUUUUCGAUUAGAUCACCUAAUAAAAGCUCACUUGGAGAAAAUGAUGAUGGAUAAAAAAACAACAGCAGAACAAAAGGCUGAGUAUGAAGAUAUUAUUGUAAAGUUAGAUGGCAUGAAUAAAGAGGAGAUGAAUGCAGUACUUAGAAGAUUUAAUAUGAAAUCCCCAGUAACUGGCAAUGAUCUUUCCGAUGCAAUGGAGUUUAACCUGAUGUUUAGUACCUCAAUAGGGCCUACUGGCCUGGUAAAAGGGUUUCUACGACCAGAGACAGCACAAGGUAUAUUUGUAAACUUCAAACGACUCCUGGAGUUUAACCAGAGCAAGCUGCCUUUUGCUGCUGCCCAGAUAGGAAACUCUUUCAGAAACGAGAUUUCUCCACGCUCUGGGCUUAUUCGUGUCAGAGAGUUUACAAUGGCUGAAAUAGAACAUUUUGUGGAUCCUGCUAAUAAAGAUCAUCCCAAAUUUGACGCAGUGAAAGACUUGGUUGUCACUCUUUACUCUGCAUGUAAUCAAAUGGAAGGGAAAGCAGCAGAACCAAUCAGGAUAGGAGAGGCAGUAAAACAGAAAACAAUUGCCAAUGAGACUCUAGCCUAUUUCAUGGCAAGAAUUUACCAGUUUAUGGUGAAGGUGGGUGUUGACCCUCGUAGACUUCGUUUCCGACAGCACAUGAGUAAUGAAAUGGCUCAUUAUGCUUGUGACUGCUGGGAUGCAGAGUGCAAGACCUCUUAUGGCUGGGUGGAAUGUGUUGGUUGUGCUGACAGAUCCUGCUAUGACUUGACACAACAUACAAAAGCCACUGGUGUAAAACUGGUAGCUGAAAAGAAACUAGCAGAACCAAAGACUAUAGAAGUGGUAGAAUGUGUUCCACAGAAGCCAGUAAUGGGUAAAGCCUUCAAGAAAGAAGCCAAAGAUGUGAUGGAAGUUCUAUCUACUUUAGGGGAAGAUAACAUCAUUGAAAUGGAGAAGAAGCUAGAAACUGAUGGAGAGUAUUCGUUGAUGGUGAAAGGCAAAGAAUACAUUUUAACUAAAGAAAUGGUGACUGUGAAACGUUAUCAAAAGACUGUCCAUGUUGAAGAAAUAGUACCUGCAGUAAUAGAGCCAUCGUUUGGGAUUGGUCGAAUUAUGUAUUCUGUCUGGGAACACAAUUUUAGAAUGAGGGAAGGAGAUGAACAACGAACGUACUUUGCUUUACCACCACUCGUUGCACCUAUGAAGUGCUCGGUGCUGCCACUCAGUAAUAACCCAGAGUUUGCACCAUUUGUCAAGAGAAUCUCCCAGGAUCUUACCAAGAAUGACGUGUCUCACAAAGUAGAUGACAGUAGUGGUUCUAUUGGACGCCGAUACGCACGCACAGAUGAAAUUGCAAUUCCUUUUGGUAUCACUGUGGACUUUGACACACUUCAGUCUCCACAUACAGCAACUGUAAGAGAACGAGAUACCAUGGAACAGAUAAGAGCACCAAUUGAAGACUUGGGUGAGGUCGUACGAGAUCUUGCAUGUGGAAAGAGAAGUUGGGAUGAAGUAAAGGUCUGUUAUCCAAAGUUUGAGCAGCAAGAGACAACACGUGCUGGUUGACCACUCUAAAAAAAAUACUCAUUAAAGUGGUAUAUAAGAAGUUAACAAAUUGCAUAUUUAUUCUCUUCCUUUAUAAAAACCACCUUUGCUUUUAGUGCAAAUGAUUUUAUAAUACAUAUUCUAACAGACAGGAAAAAUUAUAAAGAAAAAAUUUCAACAUUAGAUAUGCUCAUCUUCAGCUGAAGAAACCGUAGCUUAUUUGUUGACUUCUUUAUCUAAUCCCUUUCUAUACAGAGUGACUGAUCAAAUAUUCAUUCCCAUGUUUCAAGUAGAAGUUCUGAAAUAUUCUAAAUUUUAUGAGGAAAUUAUCCAGCGGUGAUUUUUUGAACAUCAUGUAUACUGUAAAUCGAGUUGAUCUGGCUUGUAACUAAACACAUAUUUGAUAUCUUUAAAGCAUGAAUAUUUUCUUGAGUUAUUGAAUGAUAGUUAGGCUAGGUACUGAAUGAUAGAGGUGCUCUAUUGGAAUACCUUAACUUAUUCUGGUUGUUCCUAGGUUUUAUAUGGCUUCUUGUAUAUUGGCCAUAUAAAUAUUUCUGGGUUGAUGGAUGUACAACUUAUAAUCGGCACUAGUUUGGAAAGUGGAUUAGAAGACCCUUUCACGGCUUAAAAUCAUUACUUAAAACUGAAAAAUUAAAUGAAUAAAACUUCUUUUGAAACUUU
Limulus polyphemus (Atlantic horseshoe crab) is the source of this 2923-nucleotide messenger RNA. It is a transcript of the gene GlyRS, whose product is annotated as glycine--tRNA ligase-like. The record is from RefSeq and is a predicted model, not a curated record. NCBI's taxonomy places the organism in Eukaryota, Metazoa, Arthropoda, Merostomata, Xiphosura, Limulidae. Gene Ontology annotation, cellular component: mitochondrion; cytoplasm. Gene Ontology annotation, biological process: mitochondrial glycyl-tRNA aminoacylation. Bases 50 to 2263 code for a protein of 737 amino acids. The transcript is spliced from 17 exons. Gene Ontology annotation, molecular function: ATP binding; glycine-tRNA ligase activity.